GCAUUGAAAUCAAAUAUAAGUUUGGUCAACCAGAACAGAAGCUGUGAAGUAAAGAACCCAAUUGAGGUUAAUGGACAUGCGAAAUCUUUCCUCCAUGCAAAGCAUGAGCAACAUCAUACUGAAAUAAAAUUUCCUGAAUGUGUUAAUUCUGUAAACACAAACUCCCAAUCCCUUAAGGCGCAAAGGACUCAGAAGAUAAAUAAACCUCAUGUAUGCAGUGAAUGUGGGAAAGACUUCAUCAAGAAGUCUCGCCUCAUAGAUCACCAGAGAGUUCAUACGGGAGAGAAACCUCAUGGGUGCAGCAUAUGUGGGAAGGCCUUCUCCAGGAAGUCCAGGCUCACUGAACAUCAGAAAACUCAUAUAGGAGAGAGACGGUAUGAGUGCACCGAAUGUGACAAAGCCUUCCCCAAGAAAUCACGGCUACUCACUCAUCAGAAAACUCACACAGGAGAGAAACCCUACGUUUGCGAUGAAUGCGGAAAAGGCUUCAUCAAGAAGUCUCGGCUCAUUAAUCAUCAGAGAGUUCACACAGGAGAGAAGCCGCAUGGAUGCAGUCUGUGUGACAAAGCCUUCUCCAGAAAGUCCAGACUCAUUGAACAUCAGAGAACUCACACGGGAGAAAAACCUUACGAAUGCACGGAAUGUGACAAAACCUUUCGCUGGAAAUCACAGCUCAAUGCCCAUCAGAAAACUCACACAGGAGAGAAAUCGUUUAUAUGCAGUGACUGUGGGAAAGGCUUCAUCCAGAAGGGCAAUCUCAUUGUACAUCAGCGAACUCACACGGGAGAGAAACCCUAUACAUGCAACGAAUGUGGCAAAGGCUUCAUCCAGAAGGGCAAUCUCCUAAUACACCAACGGACUCACACUGGAGAGAAACCCUAUGUAUGCACUGAGUGUGGAAAAGGUUUCAGCCAGAAAACUUGCCUUAUAUCACAUCAGAGAUUUCACACCGGAAAGACUCCCUUUGUGUGUUCCGAAUGUGGCAAAUCUUGUUCACACAAGUCAGGUCUCAUUAACCAUCGGAGAAUUCACACAGGGGAGAAGCCCUAUACGUGCAGUGACUGCGGAAAGGCUUUUAGAGAUAAGUCGUGCCUCAAUAGACAUCGAAGAACUCAUACAGGAGAGAGACCCUACGGGUGCUCUGAUUGUGGGAAAGCCUUCGCCCACCUGUCAUGCCUGGUGUACCAUAAGGGAAUGUUGCACACCAAAGAGAAAUGCGUAGGUUCCGUCAAGUUGGAAAACCCUUUUUCAAAGAGUCACAGCUCAGCUCACUCGAGUGACAGAGUACAGGAG
This is a messenger RNA of Myotis brandtii (Brandt's bat), 1293 nucleotides long. Its product is annotated as zinc finger protein 613-like. Gene Ontology annotation, biological process: regulation of transcription by RNA polymerase II. The transcript has a single exon. The annotation marks the transcript as partial. Lineage: Eukaryota; Metazoa; Chordata; Mammalia; Chiroptera; Vespertilionidae. Gene Ontology annotation, molecular function: DNA-binding transcription factor activity; RNA polymerase II cis-regulatory region sequence-specific DNA binding. The record is from RefSeq and is a predicted model, not a curated record.